AUAGCGAAGAUAAAAAUAAUCCUGAAAGCCUCCACGACGAUCCAACUUCACCCACGCUUAUGGCAUUUGACUAUGUUGACAAGUAUGGCGCCAAAAAUUUAGGGGUCUUAAAUUUGUCGACGAGAGCACCAAAUAACUGGGGUUUACAUGGUAACGGUGUUGGGGAUGACGGAAAUAGAGUGGCGCCUUCAUGGGUAAAAAGGAGAAGGCGACGACCUAGUUUUGAAGAAACGGAGGAGUGGAAAAGGGCACUUUUGGAUGACAUGGAUGUUGACACCCCUCCUAAUGUGCCUGAGGAGAAUGAAAUAAUUCGUGAUGAUAACAUUAAAAGUAUAGAUAUCAGCGAUAUGAAAUCAAUAGGCGCAUCACAUGCGCAGGAGAAAGCAAAGACGUGUGUUCCG
Messenger RNA from Acaulospora morrowiae, 401 nucleotides. NCBI's taxonomy places the organism in Eukaryota, Fungi, Glomeromycota, Glomeromycetes, Diversisporales, Acaulosporaceae. The record is from the annotation of a GenBank genome assembly.